AAUCAUCAUUUGAUUAUUAUUCGCAUUUUUUCACCAUUCAUUCAUUUAAUAUUUCAGUGAUAAUCUUUUCGGAACGUAAAAAAUAAAAAAUAAAAACAAUCAAAAAUGGCCAUGUCAGUACCAAAAGCUCCCGGCUUUAUGUCGAUGAUGAAAGAGGGUAGCCGUUAUUAUGCCGGUGUUGAAGAAUCAUGUUUACGAAACAUUGAAGCAUGUACGGAAUUCGCCAUGACAUUCAAAUCAUCAUAUGGACCACGUGGUCUAAAUAAAAUGAUUAUCAAUCAUUUGGACAAAUUAUUCGUUACAACCGAUGCAGCAACCAUAAUCAACGAAUUGGAUGUAAAUCAUCCAGCUGCUAAACUCAUUGUUCAAGCUUCACAAAUCAUGGAACAUGAGAUUGGCGAUGGAACUAAUUUUGUCAUCCUUUUAGCUGGAGCUCUAUUGGAAAACUCGGAAGAAUUGAUUCGUUUAGGCUUAAAACCAACAGAAAUCAUUGAUGGCUAUAAUUUAGCUGCACAGAAAAUCCUUGAUGAAUUUCUACCUACCGUUGUCGUUGGUGAAGUCAAAGAUCUAACUAACGUUUCGGAUAUACGAAAACCAAUUAGAACAGCAUUGAUGAGUAAACAAUAUGGUAAUGAAGAUUUUCUUGCUGAUUUGGUCAUCAAAGCUGCCCUUUCUGUUUAUGAUCGAGAAAGUGGCUAUUUCAAUGUUGAUAAUGUUCGUGUAUGUAAAAUUCUUGGCUCAGGCAUUGAAAGUUCACAGGUGAUCAAUGGAAUGAUAUUUAAAAAAGCUGUUGAAGGUGAUGUUACAGCCGCGAAGAAUGCCAAAGUUGUUUGUUACACAUGUCCAGUCGAUGUACAGGCAACUGAAACCAAAGGAACUGUUUUGAUAAAAACAGCUGAAGAAUUGAAAAAUUUUAGCAAAGGUGAAGAGAAUGUACUUGAAUCCCAGAUCAAAGCGAUUGCGGAUUCUGGUGCCAAGGUGAUUGUUUCUGGUGGCAAAUAUGGUGAUCUAGCCUUACAUUACAUCAACAAAUUCGGCAUGAUGGCUGUCCGUUUGCAUUCGAAAUAUGAUCUUCGCCGUCUUUGUCAAACCGUAGGUGCUACAGCUUUGACCAAAUUAAUCGCUCCAACAGCUGAAGAACUUGGCUCCGUUGAUGCUGCUUUUAUCGAAGAAAUUGGUGGUACCAGUGUGGUUAUUUUUGAACAAGAUUUAAAAGCCACAAAAAUCUCUACCAUUGUUAUUCGUGGUUCAACGGAUAAUCUAAUGGAUGAUAUUGAACGAGCCUUAAAUGAUGGCCUCAAUACAUUCAAAGUAUUAACACGUGAUGGUCGAUUAGUAGCUGGUGCUGGUGCCUGUGAAAUUGAAUUGGCACGUAAAAUUUCCGAUUAUGCUGAAACAUUGCCCGGAUUGGAACAAUAUGCAGUUGGAAAAUUUGCUGAAGCUCUACAAAGCUUACCAGUUGUAAUUGCUCAGAAUGGUGGCAUUAAUCAACAGGAUAUAUUAUCAUUACUAUUGUCAUCACAUCAAGAAGGCCGACACACCGAUGGUGUCGAUAUUGGAUCGGAUUCUGCUGCCGUACAGAAUAGUAUAACGAAUUCAAUAAUGGAUUUGUAUCUAGCCAAAUAUUGGGGCAUUAAAUAUGCAUCACAAGUGACUAGCACCAUAUUACAAGUGGAUCAGAUUAUCUGUUCGAAACCAGCCGGUGGACCUAAACCACCACAACAACAAGGCCAUUGGGAUCAGGAUUAAUAAUUGAAUGAAUCUAAUUUUAUAUCUCAA
Molecule: messenger RNA, 1779 nt
Organism: Dermatophagoides farinae (American house dust mite)
Lineage: Eukaryota; Metazoa; Arthropoda; Arachnida; Sarcoptiformes; Pyroglyphidae
Gene: CCT8
Product: chaperonin containing TCP1 subunit 8
Biological process (GO): protein folding
Molecular function (GO): ATP binding; ATP-dependent protein folding chaperone; ATP hydrolysis activity
Source: RefSeq, a predicted model, not a curated record